Messenger RNA from Mobula hypostoma (lesser devil ray), 626 nucleotides. RefSeq names its product stathmin-like. Gene Ontology annotation, biological process: neuron projection development; regulation of microtubule polymerization or depolymerization; microtubule depolymerization. Gene Ontology annotation, molecular function: tubulin binding. Bases 63 to 509 code for a protein of 148 amino acids. The transcript is spliced from 4 exons. The record is from RefSeq and is a predicted model, not a curated record. Lineage: Eukaryota; Metazoa; Chordata; Chondrichthyes; Myliobatiformes; Myliobatidae. Gene Ontology annotation, cellular component: neuron projection; cytoplasm.
UUCUCUUGCAUUGAAUCUUUUCCUGAAUUGUAGAACUUAGUUCUGUGUUUUCUCUAAAGAACAUGGCUUGUACUGAUAUUAAAGUAAAGGAACUAGACAAACGUUCUUCAGGCCAAGCUUUUGAGAUUAUUUUGAGCCCUACAGCUGAAGCAAUUCCAGAGUUUCCCCUUUCUCCCAAGAAAGAUCGAUCACUUGAAGAUCUUCAAAAAAAAAUGGAAGCUGCAGAAAACAGACGAAAGUCACAUGAAGCAGUGGUUCUGAAGCAGUUGGCUGAAAAACAGGAACAUGUAAAGGAAGUGCUUCAGAGAGCAAUUGAAGAAAAUAACAAAUUCAGCAAAAUGGCAGAAGAAAAGCUGAUUUCCAAAAUGGAGCUCAUUAAGGAAAAUCGUGAGGCCCAGUUAGCUGCUAGGCUUGAGCGCCUUCGUGAGAAGGACAAGCACCUAGAGGAAGUGAGAAAGAACAGAGAGAGCAAGGAAACUGAAGAAAUGGUUCAACAAUGUCUGCCCUAGUAAUUGAAUGUAUUCAAAUAGUUUUUAAAGAGCACUUGCAGCCAAAGUGUUGAGUGCAACUCUUUUACAAUACUAUUAAAAUUGGUGGCCAAGAAUAAGAACAUACAUAGUUUUUGA